CUAAAAAUCGGGUUAGCGGGCAAAUCAGAAACCCUUGUUUCGAUCCCAAAAAACCCCGACAUCUUCUUCUCUUCCGCUUCCCCUCGCCAUUUUGCAGAAACGACGAACAGUUCUCAGAGACGUUGCUUAGCCAUGGCGAGCGCUGAUGUAGAGGCUGUUGACUUCGAGCCCGAGGAAGACGACCUCAUGGACGAGGAUGGAGCCGCCGAAGCCGAUGCCUCCCCUCUAGCUCCUUUUCCUAAGCUCAAAUCCGCCAUUACCGGUGGCGCAUCUUCCUCGCUGGCUGGUGGUCCGAAGAAGACCAAGGGUCGUGGAUUUCGACAAGAGUCUGAUCGUAAUACCCGCCUUACUGGGUCCGACUUCGAUUCCCUCAAGUCUGCUGAUGGCCCUGGUCCCCAACGAUCUAUUGAAGGAUGGAUCAUUCUGGUAACUGGUGUACAUGAAGAGGCACAGGAGGAUGAUCUACAAAAUGCAUUUGGUGAGUUUGGGGAGAUAAGGAAUUUGCAUCUAAACCUCGAUCGUCGUACUGGAUUCGUCAAGGGAUAUGCGUUGAUCGAAUACGAGAACUUUGAGGAAGCAGAGAAAGCAAUAUCUGCCAUGGAUGGGUCUGAACUUCUGACCCAAAUUAUCAAUGUUGAUUGGGCAUUCAGCCAUGGACCCAUCAGGAGGAAGAACACAAGGCCUACUCGGGAACGACGUUCAAGGAGUCCUAGGAGGAGAUAUUAGUCUUGAGGUGAAGAACUUCAUGUGUGGUGUUUAUGGAUUUUAAUUGGAAGUGAGUUUUUCUUGUGGAAUGGAUUAGAAGAUGUUUCUACUGAGCUCUACUCGUUGUCUCGAGAUUUCCUCUGGUUUCCAGCCUUUCUUUCUCGGACGUUGUUUUGGGUUGAUUUAUGUAACUUAAAAGAUUUGAGGUUCAUGAUUUUCCUUUUUUCUUCUUUUGAGUACUUGAGGUUUAUGCCUUAAUUGUGUUGAAUAUCUGCUAUAUUAUAUAAUAUUUUUUGUUCCAAAUUUGUCUAUUAA
Molecule: messenger RNA, 1020 nt
Organism: Cucurbita maxima (winter squash)
Lineage: Eukaryota; Viridiplantae; Streptophyta; Magnoliopsida; Cucurbitales; Cucurbitaceae
Product: RNA-binding protein Y14A-like
Exons: 4
Coding region: 133-726 (197 amino acids)
Biological process (GO): RNA splicing
Cellular component (GO): exon-exon junction complex; cytoplasm; nucleus
Molecular function (GO): mRNA binding
Source: RefSeq, a predicted model, not a curated record